UUUUUUCUUCCCCCUCGGAGAGGGAAGGAUGGGUGGGGAAAGCGAGCGCUCACGAAAGCGAGGCGAGGAGGAAUCCCACAAUACCAGGCGGGUUGCGAGCCCGGCACUGCCGCUGUCUCUUUAAUGCAAGAGGAAGCGAUGCGGAGGGGUGGAAAAUGGCAGAGUUGCAGAUGUUACUAGAGGAGGAAAUCCCUUCUGGCAAGCGGGCUUUGCUCGAGAGCUACCAGAACCUCACUCGAGUCGCCGACUACUGCGAAAACAACUACAUCCAGGCUCCAGAUAAAAGGAAAGCAUUAGAAGAGACCAAAGCCUACACAACUCAGUCUCUAGCCAGUGUUGCUUAUCAGAUCAAUGCUCUGGCCAACAAUGUACUACAGCUGCUGGACAUCCAGGCAUCCCAGCUGCGGAGGAUGGAGUCCUCCAUCAACCAUAUCUCCCAGACUGUGGACAUCCAUAAAGAAAAGGUUGCUCGCAGAGAGAUAGGCAUUUUGACGACCAAUAAGAACACAUCAAGAACUCACAAAAUUAUAGCGCCAGCGAACAUGGAGCGUCCUGUAAGGUAUAUUCGAAAACCUAUAGACUACACGGUGCUGGAUGAUGUUGGCCAUGGCGUAAAGUGGCUAAAAGCCAAGCAUGGAAAUAACCAGCCUGCAAGAACUGGCACCUUGUCAAGAACAAAUCCGCCUACACAAAAACCACCAAGUCCUCCCAUGUCAGGCCGGGGAACUCUGGGACGAAAUACUCCUUACAAAACCCUGGAGCCAGUCAAACCGCCAACAGUCCCUAAUGAUUACAUGACCAGUCCUGCCAGACUGGGCAGCCAGCACAGCCCGGGGAGGACAGCUUCCUUGAACCAGAGACCAAGAACACACAGUGGCAGUAGUGGAGGGAGCGGCAGUCGAGAGAACAGCGGCAGCAGCAGUAUUGGCAUUCCCAUUGCCGUGCCUACACCUUCGCCGCCAACCAUUGGGCCAGCACACAUUUCUGUUCCUCCUCCUCCUGGAGCCCCGCCAGCACCACCACUGCCACCACCUCUCCCGAUGGGCAGUCUGAUAGCUGCUCCAGGUUCAGCUCCUGGUUCCCAGUAUGGCACAAUGACCAGGCAAAUCUCGCGACACAACUCUACCACUUCUUCAGCAUCUUCUGGUGGAUACAGACGGAAUCCUUCUGUGACUGCCCCAUUUUCUGCUCAACCUCAUGUUAAUGGCGGGCCUCUUUAUUCUCAAAAUUCAAUUUCUAUUGCUCCACCCCCUCCCCCUAUGCCUCAGUUGACUCCACAGAUACCUCUCACAGGCUUCGUGGCCAGGGUGCAGGAAAACAUUGCCGAUAGCCCGACUCCUCCCCCCCCGCCGCCCCCUGACGAGAUGCCAAUGUUCGAUGACUCCCCCCCACCUCCACCCCCACCCCCCGUGGACUAUGAGGACGAGGAGGCUGCUGUUGUGCAGUACAGCGAUCCCUAUGCGGAUGGAGAUCCUGCCUGGGCGCCGAAGAACUACAUAGAGAAAGUCGUUGCUAUAUAUGACUAUACAAAGGACAAAGAUGAUGAGCUGUCGUUUAUGGAGGGUGCAAUCAUUUAUGUGAUAAAGAAGAACGAUGACGGCUGGUAUGAAGGAGUUUGCAAUCGAGUAACCGGCUUGUUUCCUGGGAAUUAUGUUGAAUCAAUCAUGCACUAUGCCGAUUAAAAUCCUUUGCUUUUCAAAGUUGGGUCUUGUACUCGGUCAUACCAUGAUUAUUUACGAGGGGUAACUAAAAGCUAACAGAAUUGUCUUAAUAUACUUUCAAAAAAAUGUGCCCAUUUCUUCAGGCCAUACUGUUUUAAUGGUAUGAUUGAAUGUCCAUCUCUCUGAGUCUCUGGGGGCAGUAUGUCUUACCUGAUGGCAAUCUGUAAAACAAGCAACUGUCUAUAACUGGUUAUACUUAUUUACUUACGCAUUGUUAAUUUUAUGACCAGCCUAAAUAUUCUGGGGAAGUAGGGUAUAAUAUUUAAUGAACCAUGAUUCAGAUUGUGCCAUUACAUUUUUCAGUACAGCAUGGUAACUAACACUACGUUAGACUAACAUAUUAAAAUCUGGAUGAGAAGUUUAAUGUUAGUGCUGGUCAUGUUACUUUUUGUUUAGACUCUUUGCUCAUUCUUGAACUAUAUUUGUUUAAAGCAUGCAUACAAACUUAUGUAUUGAAAUAUACUUUUUUAAAAAUCCAAGAUGCUUCCAAUUGUUGUAAUCUUUACCUGGAGUAUUCUCACUGAAGUCUAUUACAAUGAGUUGUUUGGGUCUAAGAUGUCCAUGUGAAUCAAAAAAUGGGUGGUCUUAUGUAUGUGUAAUUUGUACCCAAGUUUUUUUAAUAAGUAAAUUUACAUUAUGACUUUUUCCAUUCAUAAAUAUAUAAGUGAACCAAAGGUCUUGUCCAUUACUUUGUUGGCUGGUUUGACAAAGAAGUUUGGAAUGCUAACGUAGCAAAAUCAUGGCUGUGUUAUCCCAGGCAAUGUACUAAAAAGCAAAUGUUUGUAACAUGACUUUAUCACUGACAGAGGGCAAAUAAAUUAGAUAUGAAACCUGAA
This is a messenger RNA of Lagopus leucura (white-tailed ptarmigan), 2557 nucleotides long. RefSeq names its product abl interactor 1 (gene ABI1). The coding region runs from base 156 to 1682 and encodes 508 amino acids. The transcript has 12 exons. NCBI's taxonomy places the organism in Eukaryota, Metazoa, Chordata, Aves, Galliformes, Phasianidae. Gene Ontology annotation, molecular function: SH3 domain binding; cadherin binding. Gene Ontology annotation, cellular component: intracellular anatomical structure; lamellipodium. The record is from RefSeq and is a predicted model, not a curated record.